Mustela erminea (ermine) is the source of this 2263-nucleotide messenger RNA. RefSeq names its product dihydrouridine synthase 2 (gene DUS2). Gene Ontology annotation, molecular function: tRNA dihydrouridine synthase activity; flavin adenine dinucleotide binding; tRNA binding. Gene Ontology annotation, cellular component: cytoplasm. Lineage: Eukaryota; Metazoa; Chordata; Mammalia; Carnivora; Mustelidae. The transcript is spliced from 16 exons. The coding region runs from base 474 to 1955 and encodes 493 amino acids. Gene Ontology annotation, biological process: tRNA dihydrouridine synthesis. The record is from RefSeq and is a predicted model, not a curated record.
ACCGUGUUUGAGAAUCACAGUUAUAAACAAAACACUUUGGGAAUUGCGAGGCACUGCAAAAAUAAAAAGUGGCUGUUAGUAUUCCCUCCCUGUUCCUUCAUUACCCUGCCUGCAUCAGGACUGUUGUGCAAGUGCUGGCCAUUCUCUUAUCAGCCCAUGUCAUUAUGUGCCUACAUCAUUUCACCCUCUUUCUAACCCAUUUCCUUGUCUCCUUCCGGUCUUUCACUCUCCAGCCCAUCAUCUAUUUUCUGAAUGAUCUUGCUAAAGCCCAGCCAUGGCCUUGUCACCCCUUGACGCAAAAGCUGUUAGAGGAUGUGUGUGGCCUACAGCUCAUCUCCUCAUCAUCUCCAGAAUCUGCCCCCCACUUCAUCUCCUGCUGCUUUCUUACCUGAGUCUUGUUCACUCAAGUGAUGGCUCUUAUGCAAGUUGCAUAAAGGGCUCGCAGUCCUUCACUUGGCUUUAGCAGAGGAAGAAUGAUUGAGCAUAGCCUCUCACUGUGCUACCGCAACAAACUCAUCUUAGCCCCUAUGGUUCGGGUAGGCACUCUUCCAAUGCGGCUGCUGGCCCUGGACUAUGGAGCGGACAUCGUGUACUGCGAGGAGCUGAUUGACCUCAAGAUGCUUCAGUGCAAGAGAGUUGUCAAUGAGGUGCUCAGCACAGUGGACUUUGUCGCCCCUGAUGACCGGGUAGUCUUCCGCACCUGCGAAAGAGAACAGAGCCGGGUUGUCUUCCAGAUGGGGACUUCAGAUGCAGAGCGAGCCCUUGCUGUGGCCAGACUUGUGGAAAAUGAUGUGGCUGGUAUUGAUGUAAACAUGGGCUGUCCAAAAGAGUAUUCCACCAAGGGAGGAAUGGGAGCUGCUCUGCUAUCAGACCCUGACAAGAUUGAGAAGAUCCUCAGCACUCUUGUCAAAGGGACACGCAGACCUGUGACCUGCAAGAUUCGCAUCCUGCCAUCGCUGGAAGAUACCUUGAGCCUUGUGAAGCGGAUAGAGAGGACUGGCAUUGCUGCUGUCACAGUUCACGGAAGGAAGCGGGAGGAACGACCUCAGCACCCUGUCAGCUGUGAAGCCAUCAGAGCCAUUGCUGAAGCCCUCUCCAUUCCUGUCAUAGCCAAUGGAGGAUCUCACGACCACAUCCAAAAGUAUUUGGACAUAGAGGACUUCCGACAAGCUACAGCAGCCUCUUCGGUGAUGGUGGCCCGAGCUGCCAUGUGGAACCCGUCCAUCUUUCUCAAGGAGGGUCUGCGACCCCUGGAGGAGGUCAUGCAGAAGUACAUCCGAUAUGCCAUACAGUAUGAGAACCACUACACCAACACCAAGUACUGCUUGUGCCAGAUGCUACGAGAACAGUUGGAGUCGCCCCAGGGAAGGUUGCUCCAUGCUGCCCAGUCUUCCCAGGAAAUUUGUGAGGCCUUUGGUCUUGGUGCCUUCUAUGAGGAGAUGACACGAGAGCUAAAUGCCCGGCGGGCUGAACUCUUGGCCAGAACCCCAGAGGCUGCGGCAGAACCAGCUGAAGACACCUCUGGUGUCAUUAAGAUGGCUGUCAAGUUUGACCGGAGAGCAUACUCACCCCAGAUUACCCCCAAGAUGUGCCUGCUAGAAUGGUGCCGGAAGGAGAAGCUGGCGCAGCCUGUGUAUGACACGGUUCAGCGCCCCCUGGAUCGCCUUUUCUGCUCUGUCGUGACGGUUGCUGAGCAAAAGUACCAGUCUACCUUGUGGGACAAGUCUAAGAAAUUGGCGGAGCAGGCUGCGGCCAUCGUCUGUCUGCGGAGCCGGGGCCUCCCUGAGGGUCGCCUGGGCGAGGAGAGCCCUUCCUGGCACAAGCGCAAGCGGGAGUCCAUUGACCAAGACCCUGAGGGUUCCAGAAAUCAGGAGCACACGGUGCCUGGGGAGCUGUGCAAGAAGCUCUUUGUGGCCUUGGGAAGUGGUGAAGAGAGCCCCCUGGGAGGCUGGUGAGCACUGUCCCUACCUUGGUCACCUGCUUCAGGAGCCUGGCCGUAAGAUGUCUGUGGGUGCAGACCAUGAACCAGAUGCCAUCGGACAAUUCUCUGACUGUUCCUGGCAGGAGUUACGAGGUCCUGACCUGGGCUGUCAGCCUGGAGCACAGGCUAAAGGGUGCCUAGGGUGCACAUCUCCCUUGGUGGGUCUGAGUAGCAAGGCCGAGUUCCCAGUGACCUCAGUAUUUUCUUUGAAAACAGGAGCUUUUCAGGUGGCGUCUCCUCAUCCUGACAUUGGAACAGUGCAAUAAAGAUCUGCCCAUCCUU